Molecule: messenger RNA, 5607 nt
Organism: Anoplopoma fimbria (sablefish)
Lineage: Eukaryota; Metazoa; Chordata; Actinopteri; Perciformes; Anoplopomatidae
Gene: col20a1
Product: collagen alpha-1(XX) chain
Exons: 42
Coding region: 124-4860 (1578 amino acids)
Molecular function (GO): protein binding
Source: RefSeq, a predicted model, not a curated record
AUAGCACUGGCUCACAGUUUUAGCGGAACUGGUGCUUGUUGACAUUCCCACAGCUCUGGUAUGCCCGUGUGGAGGCUUCUCUGAAGGGAUAACGUGGUCUCACCCAACCGCCAGGCUCCACUCAUGUCUCCUCACUUUCUUGCAUCGUCAUCAUCAUCAUCUUUCGGGCUAAUGCUGUGUUUCCUGGUCAGUGUCUUCCUGCUGCUGUCCUCAGGGGUCCAUGCACAAGGUCGUCUUAAGCUGACGGUGCUGUCUGAGGACAGACUGCAGAUGAAAUGGAAGGAGGCUGACGGACCCGUCCAGGGCUACAAGGUCCGAGUGAAAACCAUCUCAGAGGUGCCACAGCCAGAGCUGAUGCUGACCACCACACGGGGCAGGGCGACGGUGGCAGGACUGGACUCCAGUCAGGAAUACGCCCUCCAAGUCCUCGUGCUCAAUGGGACGACAGAGAAAGUUCUCGCAAAACGACGAUUCACCAUGGAGGGUCUGCGGGAAGAGGAAACGAUCCGCAGCGGUAGUCGAGAGCAGAAGAAGAAGACGUUGCCAGGCGGGUCAGGGUCAGGAGAACUGGACGAGGCUCUGUUGGGCCUGCCGACGAUUCUGUAUCCGGACCCCACCACCGCUGCUGCUGCUAUUACAGAGCCCCCAGCAACAGAAACCCCCUCUCAGCCCCCUGAUGAAGCCAAAGAGAAAACCACCAAGAGGAAGAGGAAGAAGGAAAAAGAGCGGGAUCGUUCUAAAGUGGAGAAUAAGGAGGAGCAGGGGACAACACAGGGCAAAGCAGCCGAGGAGAAACCCCGAAAGACACCCUUCACUACCCAACCGGUGACAGGUACGUCUCCAAGGAAACCAUUUGAGUGUGACAGCGAUGCAGCGGCAGACAUCAUGUUGUUGGUGGACGGCUCCUGGAGCAUCGGACGCACCAACUUCAGACGGGUCAGAGACUUCCUGGAGGGCCUGAUGACACCCUUCCACAUCGGGCCGGACCACGUUCAGAUCGGUCUGACCCAGUACAGCGGAGACCCCCGCACAGAGUGGCAGCUCAACAACUUCACUACAAAAGACCAGCUGCUGGAAGCAGUGAGGAAUUUCAGAUAUAAGGGAGGAAACACAUUUACAGGCCAGGCGCUGCUCCAUGUCAUGGAGGAGAACAUGAUGGCUGAGGCAGGCGCGAGGUCGGGCGCACCCUUUUUCCUGGUCUUGUUGACCGAUGGGAAAUCUCAGGAUGACGCCAUUGCCGCAGCAAACCGACUGAAGAGUGCCGGCGUGGAAAUCAUCGCUGUAGGUGUAAAGAAUGCCGAUGAGGCCGAGUUGAGACAAGUGGCGUCGGAGCCGGUGGAUCUGAACGUCUACAAUGUCAACGACUUCCCUCUGCUCAGCAAACUGGUGGCACGACUGGUUCACAUCCUGUGUGGGAGGAUACAGGACCGUGGCAUCUCAAAACGAAUGGAGCCUGGGCCCACAGCUGACCCAGCCCUCUCCUACCCAAGUCCCACUGAUCUCCGCUUCUCUGAACUGGGCUCCAGAGAAGUCAAGCUCCACUGGACCAAUCCCGCGAAGCCAGUCCAACAGCACAGAGUUGUCUACCACAGCGCCGAGGGUCAGAGUCCACAGGAGGUGGUAUUGGCCGGCUCAGAGUCCACUGUGCUGCUGGAAGGCCUGUCCUCUCAGACACUGUACCACGUGUCCAUCUUCCCUGUGUAUGAAGACAAUAUUGGCCUGGCGCUUAGAGGAACUGUCACUACAUUGCCCCUGGCCAUGCCCGCCAACCUGGAGGUGACUCCUUCCUCUUACAGCAGGCUGAGGGUGAGUUGGGACACAGCUACCGGUGCAACACAGUACAUGAUCCUGUACUCAGCACUCAACCACGGGGAGCCUGAUGACGCCAAGGAGGAGAAAUUCAGUGCAGACCAGACGGCGGUGGAGCUGGCAGGGUUACUGCCGGCAACAGACUACUCCGUCACUCUUUAUGCUCUGUAUGAUGAGGAUCCCAGCGACCCUGUCACUGCUGUCGCCACCACAUUACAUCUCCCACCGCCAGCGAGCGUUCAGUUCCCGGUGGUCACCCACAGUAUGAUGAGGGUGAGCUGGGUGCCCGGAGCUGUGGAUGUCCCUGGCCACAGAAUCACCUACAGCACCAACCACGGCAGUGACGUCAAGCAGGUGGAGGUAGCAGGACUGAGCUCAGUGGUGGUGCAGAACCUCUCUUCCCUCUCCAGAUACCUGGUUUCAAUCCAGUCUCACUACCCACUGGGCCUGUCUGCAGCACUCACCAGUAACGUCACCACACUGAAGGUGCCUUCCCCAUCAGACCUCAGGGUGACUAAUUUCUCAGGCAGUGACAUCACCGUGCGCUGGGAGGCUGCAGCUGAUGAUGUCGUCUCUUACCUCAUCAAGUGGAUCUCCCUCAGUGGAGGAGACCUGAGACAGCUGAGGGCGAGUGGUGAGAGUGUAGGGGCGAUCCUGGAGGGGGUGGAGGACGAUAAGGAAUACCAGAUCUCUUUGUCUGCGCUUUAUGGAGAUGGAGCUCAGAGUGAAGCUGUGGCCACACGCUAUAGCACUUUGUCUGGUGGAGGCCCAUCCAGCAUAUCAGUCACCGAGGAGACAGCCGUCAGCCUGGUGGUCAGCUGGGUACCUCCGAACGCUCACGUGCUCCAGUAUCGCGUUACCUACACUGCACUGACUGCAGCUGAAUCCCAGGACAACACUGUGUUGGUCCCAGGUGGUGAAAAGCGGGUGUUGCUAGAGGCGUUGCAGCCAGAUACUCGUUACAGCAUCCUGGUCACCGCAGAGUACCGCAACAGAGAAGGAGGCAGCGGUUCUGCUCAGGGCAAAACCACAAGUCUGCGGGUCAGCAGUGUGAGUGUGGUCAGGUCAGACCACUCCAGUAUCUGUGUGUCUUGGAGGCCCGUGUCUGCUGUUGAUGGAUAUCAUAUUGUCAUCCAGUCCGUCAAAGACAAGCAAGCAAAGGAAGAAACUGUGGAUGAGUCCAGCAGCAGUCACUGCUUCACUGAUCUGGAACCAGAGACUUUGUAUCGCAUCAGCGUGCACUCUCUUCUCGGCUCAGCAGAGGGCGCCGCCGUCUCCAUUCUCCACCCAACAGCCACAGCUCCUGUCAGAAUUCCCAUCCAUCCCUGGAUGUACCCCAUCCACAACGAAGUCUGCCCUGAAGUCACCAUCAGAAACAACAUUGUUAAAGGAUUUGACAUGAUGGAAGCCUUCGGGCUGACUAAGAGAGCUCACUCGUCUGUGGAGGGCGUGGCGGCCGAGUCCUUUGUUUUCAACACCCUCCCCACCUACACUCUGUACAGAGACGUCCAGCUGACACAGAGCACCAAGUUCAUCCACCCUGCAGGUUUUUCUCCAGAACACACCAUCAGCAUCGCCUUCCGGGUUCUACAGGAUACUCCCCGAGAGCCCUUCGCCCUCUGGCAGCUCACUGACAACGACUUCCAGCCCAAGAUGGGGGUGGUGCUCGACCCUACCACCAAGCAUCUGAUGUACUUCAGUCUGGACUACAGGGGAGAAGUGCAGGAGCUGACCUUUGACCAGCAGCAGGUCCACCGGCUGUUCUAUGGCAGUUUUCACAAGGUACACCUGUCGGUCAGCCAGGUGAGUGUUUCCCUGUCUGUGGACUGCCAGCGUGUGGGUGAGAGACCUGCCCGCCCGCUAGGCAGCCUGCCAACAGACGGCUUUGAGAUGCUGGGAAAACUGGUGAAGACCAGAGGACCCAGUAGUGGAUCAGCACCGUUCCAGCUGCAGUCCUUUGAGAUCGUCUGCAACACCACCUGGGCUUCAGAGGACACCUGCUGUGACCUGCCCGGAGUGAGCGAUGAGGAGAGCUGUCCCGCCCCGGCGUACGCCUGCACCUGCUCCUCCGACGUCCCCGGAGCCUCCGGUUCCCCUGGACCAACUGGAAAGCCAGGUCCUCGGGGAGAGAAAGGCAACAAGGGAGAGCAAGGCCAAAAGGGGGAGGUGGGUCCUUCAGGAAAGCCUGGAUUUGAGGGAGGUCUUGGACCCCUGGGCAGCAUAGGGCCCCGAGGCAUAGCCGUGCAGGGUAAAGCGGGUCCACCUGGUGCAAGAGGGGUAAAGGGAGAUCCUGGGCGACCAGGGGUCCAGGGUUUACCAGGACCUCCAGGUCCAAAAGGAGAGGGGGGGAUUCCAGGCCCUCAGGGCAUUAGGGGGCUCGAGGGAAACAUCGGUGGACCCGGCGUUACUGGACCCCGGGGUUUCCAGGGAAUGCCCGGACACCCGGGGCCUUUAGGGGACAGGGGCUUCUCAGGACCUGUGGGACCUACGGGUCUGCCAGGAGGUAAAGGAGAGCGAGGAGAGAAGGGGGAACCUCAGUCUAUGGCCAUGAUCUACCAACUGGUCACACAGGCCUGUGAGCAGCUAGUGCAUAAUGAGGUGUUGAAGCUCGACAUGUUCAUUACCGAGAUGAGUCGUAAGCCUGCACCUAUUGAGGAGCCGGUGGGGCCCCCCGGGGAACCUGGUAUACCGGGGCCCAGGGGCCCACCGGGCGACAGGGGUACCCAGGGUCGUGUCGGCACAAGGGGGAAUCUCGGCAGGGGUGGAUAUCCAGGAGAACAAGGAAGAAGAGGUAUGCCAGGGGGGAAAGGUGAUGCAGGGCCCAAUGUCCAGGGGCCCAUAGGGGUCAAAGGAUUUGCAGGUCCUCCAGGUGAGUCCAAGCUGGGGAGCAACGGUUCCAAAGGAGACGACGGUACGCAGGGACCCCCAGGGAUCCCCGGACCUCUUGGACAGCCAGGCGAGGGCGGACCACCGGGUGCGUGUGACAGCAGUGGAGGCUGCCAGCGGGUUCCCCAGCAAACAGAAGAUCCUUAUUAUGGCUACCAGCCCUGAGUGGAUAUUAACAAGCAGGCAGCAACGCUAAGGUGAUUGAGGUUGGUUUGAAAUGACUAUGGUUCCUUUGGAACUGAAUGGCAAACGAGGACUGGAGCGGAAAAAACGCUCCACUGAAGAGGUUUGCCGUGAUGAACUGGCCACUGACUGAUGCGGAAGCUUGACAAGCUUCAUCAUGGAAAAGGAAACUAAAGAGGAAGGAUUUCUGUUGGUCCUUGUGUGAUUUUAAAAUGACAGAAAUGAACCAAGAAUAAGUAGGAAGCUUUCUAAUAUAGAAUAGUGUUCAGAUAGAUACAGAUAGCAUCAUAAAGGAAAUAUUUUUGGGGGGAUCAGUCAAAUGUUGUCUUAUACACCAUAUUCGCACUGAAACUUUGUACUACUAUGUUUAUGUAUCCAUGCACUGUGUCAAUGCCAAGUAGUUUAGCCAUUUGUGUUACAUUUCUACAUAUUUCUUUUGGCAUUCUAACCUUAACUGCCUCAAUCUUAAUGAAAAUGCAUAAUCCAUGGUGUAAAAGCCUCAUUUUGUUCUGUGGUAUAAACGAUACUGUGAGAAUGUCUGUUGUCUUGUUUAUGAUGAUUUGUUUAUUGUUUAUUAUAUUUACUGUAUACAGUUAUUCAUUUAUGAUAUUUUAUACUGAAACUUUUUGUAUUGAAAAUUCAUGUUUACAUUUUCUGGUUUCAAUGGGGUUUAGGUGAUAUACAAUACAUGGUGUGUGUGUGUGUGUGUGUGUGUGUGUGUGUGUGUGU